Lampris incognitus (smalleye Pacific opah) is the source of this 2070-nucleotide messenger RNA. It is a transcript of the gene ccdc136a, whose product is annotated as coiled-coil domain containing 136b. The record is from RefSeq and is a predicted model, not a curated record. Gene Ontology annotation, cellular component: acrosomal membrane. NCBI's taxonomy places the organism in Eukaryota, Metazoa, Chordata, Actinopteri, Lampriformes, Lampridae. Bases 8 to 1264 code for a protein of 418 amino acids. The transcript is spliced from 8 exons. Gene Ontology annotation, biological process: single fertilization; acrosome assembly.
GGAGGAUAUGGACCAGGAAAGAGCACAGGAGGAGGAGGAGGAACUGAAGCUAAAGGAGGAGGAAGGCGAGGGGGAGGAGAAGAAGAGGGUUAAGGAGCAGGAGCCGCUAACGGAGCAGCAGGAGUUGGAGGAGCUGAGGUCCCAGGUGCUACAGUUGCUCCUGGAGCUGGAUGAGGCCAGGGAGACCUCAAACAAACACCAGGAGAGCUUCCACGAGAUGCAAGGUCUGUUGGAGGAUGAGCGCCUGGCCAGUGCACACCAGGCAGAGGCCUUUACACGCCAGAUUCAGAAUCUCCAAGCCCAGUUGCGUUCAGUGCAGGAGGAGAUGUACAGCCUGGAGGAGGAGAAGGAGAGUGAGCUGGCCGAGGCUCAGGAGGAGUUGCGCAUGGCCCAGGAGGCGGUGGUGCUCCUCCAACAGGCUGCGGAGGAGGCAGCGGCAGAGCGGGAGAACGACAUCGCCUCCCUGCAGGAGGAGCUGUGCCGCCUGCGGGCCGAGCUGCAGCGGCUCAGCGAGGAGGCGCAGGAAUAUGAGCUGGAAAUUACCACCCUGAGGGCGGAGAUCAGCAUGAAGAGCCAGCGCAGGGAGGCUGAGAGGAGAGAGGGUGACAUGGGCUCGCUGAAGGAUGAGUGCCUUGGGCUCCAGCAGGAGUGCCAGGCCCUGAAAGAGGACAACAUACGUCUCUCUGAGAGGCUGCAGCUGCUGCAGAGACAGAGGACAGGUUCCAACAGUGCGUACUUGUCGCUGAGAGAGGAGGAUGUCGGGGAAGGCACAGAAGGGAAAGAGAUGGAGACAGGCUUGGAAGAAACCAUGACAGAGAGCUAUAUGACCAUGGCCCAGUCGGAGACCACCAACUGCCGCCUGGUGGAUGCCUCCAUUCAGAAGAACAUCUCCUUUGACGGGAAACCCAUUACUCCAACCAGCUGGAAUGGAGGCUUUGGGGAGAUCUACUCCCUGAGGGACCAGCUCAAACAGGCAGAGGAGAAAGCCAUGCAGGUCCAAAAAGAGUGUGAAGGCCUGAAGGCGGAGCUCCAUGAGCUGCAGCUGCUGUUCGACAGCAGCCAGAAGGAGCGGGAGGAGCUGGAGGAGGAGCUACAGCGCUGCAAGGCCGAGCUGGAAAAGCUCUCCGGGGGGACACAGAGCUUCAUCCAUCCGUCUGAGCACCCUGUUCUCUCCAUCCCCUUCAUAGGAAUGAUUGUAAUAGUGGCUGUGGUUUGGUGCUGGUUGUCGGAGCUGGCGUCCCAGAGAGCAAGGGGGAUGAGGUAGGUUGGAACCGCUUUGUGACCGUCGCCGCAGCCACAGCGGCGGUGCUGAUGACGGCCGGCCUGUUGAGAGCUCUCGCCCGUUGUUAGCUAGAUGGGCAACAUCUGCACGCUGACAGACGUCUGCCUCACAUCAUCCUUUACUCACUCCUGCCGUGUUUAUACUAUAGAUCGAACUGAAAACGUGUUAGCAGACACCUUCCCUCACACAGACCACUAGGGCGACUCGGGGGUGGACGUGGAAACGCCGUUGGAAACGAGACAGAGCGUCGCGAUGGAGGAAAUGAACGAGGAGGCCCGUCUCCCGUGACGAAUGGCGAAGACACGGGCGAUGAGGGGUCCGCUGAGCUGCAGACAAGCUGCAGGAAACUCCCUCCACUUUCCAACAACCCAUCCAUCCUUCGUGUCUCCCUGGACGUUAUUUUCCUUUCUUCUCUAGAUGACGAUGGCAUCAGAUGGAGUUUCUAACAAUGAAUGUCUCGUGGUUAUCGAUGUAUUUGACAGUUAUUUAUUUAUUUGUUCUAAUGUCCUUUGUUGUUGUCAGAUUAUGAUGAGUAAUGUAGGUUGUACACAUUUAAUGCACUGAAUGGUUAUUGUACAUGAGCCCUUAAAAAGACUUAGUAGGAAUAGCGGUGUGUGUUUUGUUCAUGGAUCACCCUAAUAUACAUCUGUUCCAACAUAAUAUGCUUCUACAAACACAUCUGUAUUAAUUUAGCAUACAUAUAUUUCUAUAAGCACAUCUGUGACGGUCUCAAAUUACCGAGUUUAGGAGGAUUUCCUUGCAAAAGUAAUGAACAUACAUACCUUAUU